UAUCGAGUCAACAAUAAGAUCCGCUGGUAUUUCUCCCCGGGUCAAACCAGUAAGGGAUUGGCGCAAUUGGGCAAUUACGCAAACCCCUACCCUUCGAUGCCGUGGCUCCUUGCCUAAUAUCCUUCUCCUCACGAUCGCAGCGUCUUCGAGAUCGAGAACAAAACUUCACACCACGUCUCCAAUUCCAAAAGCGCAGUCUCCACCAGCAUACUCGGAAAGCCUUGAAUGUACCAAACCUGCUUUGGAACAGCUAGACUGAAGGAACAUUCGAGCGGCUCUGAAUUCCCAGACGCGCGCCCUUGCAGCCGAUACUCGACGCGUUCUUGCGGAGCUGAACAAGACCUCCCAACUGUCACACCAGCCGUUGAAUGUGUAGAGCAUUGUGCUUGCAAGUGUCUGCCCUUCCAGGUCAUAUGAGGAGUCGCUAAGAGGUGGCCGUAAUGUCGUACAAUCACCAUCAUCAACGCUAUGAUCGCGGUGAACAGGAACAGAUCGACUCAGAUGAAGCAAUGGCCGUCCGCUUACAGGCCGAGGACAACCAGAACUAUUCACAGCAAUAUCCGUCAUCGGGAUCUAUGAGGACAUCCGGAUACCUUGGUCAUGGGUACCAAGGAGGUUCACCUCAAAAACAAGGUGGCGAUCAUUAUCAAGGUAGCCCCCCUCAAGGCAAUCACGGCGUACUUCCUCAAGGCUAUCAGCGUGGACCUCCCCAAGGCCACCGACGCUAUCAACACCAAGGAGGCCCAGGCCUCGAGAAUCAAGGACAGAGUCAAGGUCAAACACAGACCCUUUACCAAGGAGCGUCACAACAGGACCCAUAUCCUGGAGGCCCGCCACCGCAAGCUCAACAUCCAUAUCUAAGGUUACCACAGCCUCUUCGAAGAAAAUCUCUGUUGAUAGGAAUCAAUUAUGUAGGUAGCCAACAUUCACUCCGUGGAUGUCAUCAGGACGUGACGAAUAUGAUGGAUUUUCUAAAAUUUAAAGGCUACUCGAGCGACCCAAAGGAUCAAGUUAUCAUGCGAGAUGACCGAGAUACGGACCCACGGGGACCAUUCUUCCCAACAGGCAAGAAUAUUCUGGCUGCGAUGCACUGGCUAAUAUCUGAGCCCAACACCUGCAACUUUCUGCACUAUUCCGGCCACGGGAGCCAGGUCAAGGAUCCAGAUGGCGAUCGCGACUCAGGCUUUGAUGACACAAUCGUGCCGGUCGACUUUGAAUCCAACGGCCAAAUUGACAGUGACAAGCUGCAUCGCACCCUUGUGUCCGCGCUACCUGCCAACAGCACACUCUUUGUGAUUUUCGACUGCUGCCACAGUGGCUCCGCUAUUGAGCUACCAUACGUUUACCGUAGUGACGCCGACGGCAAUGUCACCUUGAUGGACAAUGUUAAAACUGGCAUGGGAUUGCUCCACGAGGCCAGCAGCCUGAUCCACGGCGGGUUCACGAUAGACAAGCUCGCGCAGGCCAAGGAACUGUUCGCCGGCGCAAACACCUUCUUUAAACAGCUCCAGCACUCCAAUGAGCCGCAGGAAGAAGGCGUUGGUGAGGAGCAUUUCGUAGAGGACUGGAAAUCCGAGCAUAAGUUUGUGACCAUGUUUUCUGGCUGCCGUGACGAUCAGACAAGCGCAGACGCAAGUAUCGGUGGAGCGAGCGUUGGGGCCAUGUCAUGGGCAUUCCUGGAGACGAUGAAAAGCAACCCAAAUCCGACAUAUUUGAUUACAUUGCAACAAACGAGAUCAGUUCUUGGCCAAAGUAAUUACAGGCAAGUGCCGCAAUUGUCGAUUGGCUUUAAAGAACUCGAUCUGAACCAGCCGUUGAGGUUCUAGAAUGGGGAGUCGAAAGCUAGAGCUAUCCAUGCUUGAACGAGUAUUACGCGAUAUAAUAUGGUGGCGAGUAGGCAUCAUGACAUUAGGCACAUCAAAUUGCAGAUGGACUAUGUUUCCGGAUUUGCUCUCAAAGCCUUACAGCCUUGUAUCGUCAUAGGAACCAUGUCUGAUCAGAUAUCCUCAAGUUCUAACAGGAGCCCACCUUGAUGGCCGAGAUAUCCAAUCAUGCGGACGAACAGACAAGAAAGUCUUGUGAGACUGUGCUCGUAACGCCUUGCUCAAAGGAUCGCAGGCUCGGCACCAUUCGGAUAGGGACAAAGAAGCAAACCUAGCUAUUUCCAACAAUUGUGACGCAAUGCUGACGAGCUAGUAAUCAGAAGAGAAACACAGAGCCCUGGCGCCAGGCCUCGGAACA
This is a messenger RNA of Exophiala xenobiotica, 2241 nucleotides long. RefSeq lists its product as uncharacterized. Lineage: Eukaryota; Fungi; Ascomycota; Eurotiomycetes; Chaetothyriales; Herpotrichiellaceae. The record is from RefSeq and is a predicted model, not a curated record. Gene Ontology annotation, molecular function: cysteine-type endopeptidase activity. The transcript has 2 exons. Gene Ontology annotation, biological process: proteolysis. The coding region runs from base 441 to 1826 and encodes 461 amino acids.